AUGGGGUUGCUGCCAGAUCUGGGUACAGAGAUCGUGAUUCCGGUGUGCGCCGUUAUCGGAAUCGUCUUCUCGCUCGUGCAGUGGUUCCUCGUGUCCAAGGUCAAGCUCUCGCCGGAGGCCGGCGGCGGCGCGUCGGCCGCGAAGAACGGGAAGAAUGGGUACAGCGACUACCUGAUAGAGGAGGAGGACGGCAUCAGCGACCAGAACGUCGUCGUUAAGUGUGCCGAAAUACAGAACGCCAUUUCCGAGGGUGCAACAUCCUUCCUGUUCACCGAGUACCAAUAUGUGGGGAUUUUCAUGGUUGCCUUCGCAGUCCUCAUCUUCCUAUUCCUGGGCUCAGUCGAGGGUUUCAGCACAAAGAGCCAGCCAUGCACAUACGACAAGGAGAAGUUGUGCAAGCCUGCCCUUGCAACAGCGGUCUUCAGCACCUUAUCCUUCUUGCUCGGAGCUGUGACUUCCAUCGUCUCCGGUUUCCUUGGGAUGAAAAUUGCGACAUAUGCCAAUGCGAGGACAACAUUGGAAGCCAGAAAAGGUGUCGGGAAAGCUUUUAUUACGGCAUUCAGAUCGGGUGCAGUCAUGGGUUUUCUCCUUGCAGCAAAUGGCCUGUUGGUCCUUUACAUUGCCAUCAAUUUGUUCAAGCUGUACUAUGGUAAUGACUGGGAAGGGCUGUUCGAGGCGAUUACUGGUUACGGUCUCGGUGGGUCCUCUAUGGCCUUGUUCGGGAGGGUUGGUGGCGGCAUUUACACCAAGGCGGCUGAUGUUGGCGCCGAUCUUGUCGGGAAGGUCGAACGGAACAUUCCGGAAGAUGACCCCAGGAAUCCCGCUGUGAUUGCUGACAAUGUUGGUGACAAUGUCGGAGAUAUUGCUGGUAUGGGAUCCGAUCUGUUUGGUUCGUAUGCUGAGUCAUCGUGUGCGGCUCUUGUUGUGGCCUCCAUUUCUUCUUUCGGGUUGACUCAUGACUUCACGGCAAUGUGUUAUCCACUGCUCAUUAGCUCCAUGGGAAUCCUGGUUUGCUUGAUCACCACUCUUUUUGCAACCGACUUUUUUGAGAUCAAGGCUGUCAAGGAAAUCGAACCGGCACUGAAGAAGCAGCUCAUUAUUUCCACUGUUCUUAUGACAGUGGGAAUCGCAAUUGUCACGUGGACUUGCCUGCCGUCAUCUUUUACAAUUUUCAAUUUCGGUGCUCAGAAAGUUGUCAAGAACUGGCAACUAUUUCUCUGUGUUUGUGUUGGACUAUGGGCUGGACUCAUCAUAGGAUUUGUGACUGAAUAUUACACCAGCAAUGCUUACAGCCCUGUGCAAGAUGUUGCUGACUCCUGCAGAACUGGUGCUGCCACCAAUGUUAUAUUUGGCCUCGCUUUGGGAUACAAAUCUGUGAUUAUUCCCAUUUUUGCCAUUGCAAUUAGCAUUUUCGUCAGCUUCUCGUUUGCUGCCAUGUACGGUAUUGCAGUGGCUGCCCUGGGAAUGCUCAGCACUAUUGCCACUGGUUUGGCAAUUGAUGCUUAUGGCCCAAUCAGUGACAACGCCGGAGGUAUUGCUGAGAUGGCCGGUAUGAGCCACAGGAUUCGUGAGAGAACUGAUGCCCUUGAUGCCGCUGGCAAUACCACCGCUGCUAUUGGAAAGGGUUUUGCCAUUGGAUCUGCCGCUCUCGUUUCGUUGGCCCUAUUCGGUGCCUUUGUCAGCCGUGCAGAAAUCUCGACUGUUGACGUCCUAACCCCUAAAGUCUUCAUUGGUUUAAUCGUCGGCGCCAUGCUUCCGUACUGGUUCUCGGCCAUGACCAUGAAGAGUGUCGGUAGUGCCGCCCUAAAAAUGGUGGAGGAAGUCCGCAGGCAGUUCAACACAAUCCCGGGCCUCAUGGAGGGUCAUGCUAAGCCCGAUUAUGCUACCUGUGUGAAGAUCUCGACAGAUGCUUCCAUUAAGGAGAUGAUCCCGCCUGGCGCUCUUGUCAUGCUGACUCCCCUGAUUGUCGGGACGUUUUUCGGCGUCGAGACCCUGUCCGGUGUUCUUGCCGGGUCCCUUGUCUCUGGUGUGCAGAUUGCAAUUUCUGCAUCAAACACUGGUGGUGCCUGGGAUAAUGCAAAGAAAUAUAUUGAGGCUGGUGCUUCUGAGCAUGCGAGAACCCUGGGUCCAAAGGGGUCAGAACCGCACAAAGCAGCCGUCAUAGGCGACACCAUUGGGGACCCACUCAAGGACACUUCAGGUCCGUCUCUGAACAUCCUCAUCAAGCUCAUGGCAGUCGAGUCCCUCGUCUUUGCACCUUUCUUCGCCACUCACGGUGGCCUGCUGUUCAAGAUCUUUUAA
Molecule: messenger RNA, 2301 nt
Organism: Striga hermonthica
Lineage: Eukaryota; Viridiplantae; Streptophyta; Magnoliopsida; Lamiales; Orobanchaceae
Source: the annotation of a GenBank genome assembly